Messenger RNA from Stegodyphus dumicola, 3143 nucleotides. It is a transcript of the gene dyl, whose product is annotated as transmembrane protein dusky-like. Lineage: Eukaryota; Metazoa; Arthropoda; Arachnida; Araneae; Eresidae. The record is from RefSeq and is a predicted model, not a curated record.
UUAGUAGAAAGAGAAGAAGCUGUUCUUGGUGAUCGGUUGUGUGUGGCAUGGUGGCACAGUUUUUCUUCGGCUGGGAUCAUUUCGCCUCUUUGUGAGAGGUUUUUAGCAUCAACACUCGGUGGAACUUUAUUUGCAACGCUAAAGGACUAUUAAUAUUUUGUGUUUUGUGACUGGGGAAGAUACAGUGAUAGUAUUCUUUGCAUCAGUUCAGAUGACGGAACGAAGGACAAAGAUGAUCACUUCCUGGAGUUUUCUUCUCGUAGUUCUUCUAACUUCGCAGGUAUGGGCAAAAGAAAUCGACAGUGCCCAAGACCUACAGCAAGAAGAAUCUGUCCACCUACCGGCUGAACACAGAGGCGACUAUGGAGCAGCAGAUUAUGGAAACGGUUUAGUACCUCACGGUCAUGAUCCAUGGCCUGGUGGUAGGCCCGAUAUGGCUCAAAUUAAAGCUCUCAACGUGAAAUGCGAAAAAAAUCAUAUGAAGGUUUAUAUUGAAUUUGAUAGACCAUUUUAUGGUAUGAUCUUCAGCAAGGGCCAUUACAGCGAUCCAAAGUGCGUCCAUCUUCCACCAGCAACAGGUCACUUGGAAGCAAAGUUUGACAUUUUUCUAGGUGGUUGCGGCAUGACUAGCAGCCAAGGCAACGGGUAUAAUCAUCCUGAUCAAACAACUGGAUUAUACAUUGAAAACACAAUUAUUGUUCAAUAUGAUCCCCAGGUUCAAGAAAUUUGGGAUCAAGCAAGAAGACUCCGAUGUACUUGGUACGAUUAUUAUGAGAAAGCUGUGACAUUUCGACCUUUCCAAGUCGACAUGUUGGAUGCCGUAACAGCUAAUUUUUUGGGAGACAAUAUCCAGUGCUGGAUGCAAAUACAAGUUGGAAAAGGUCCAUGGGCCAGCGAAGUGGCUGGAAUUGUAAAAAUAGGCCAGACUAUGACUAUGGUUCUUGCUAUCAAAGAUGAAGAGAACAAAUUCGAUAUGCUUGUCAGAAACUGUAUCGCUCACGAUGGCCAUCACCAGCCUAUACAAUUGGUUGAUGAAUAUGGCUGCGUGGUACGACCAAAGAUUAUGAGUCCAUUCCAGAAAGUCAAAAACUUCGGAGCUUCUGCAUCUGUGGUUUCUUACGCUUAUUUCCAAGCAUUUAAAUUCCCUGACUCAAUGAAUGUUCAUUUCCAGUGUGUAAUUCAAGUAUGCCGAUAUGAAUGUCCUCAACCACAAUGUGCUGGAGAACUUGGUGGUGGCUACUUACCUGUUCCUAGAGACCCCUCUUAUGCUGAGAAUAAGGUGGUAGCUUACACCAACGAAGGCCAUCCAGAUGCUAAUCCGCAUCAGGCUUUGUUGUCCGGUUCUGAUGCUGAUGCUCCAUCGGGUCAUGUUGCUUUAGAGCAUCCAGAUCAAGGAGGGGAUAGAGAAUAUGGCCCAGUAUUCUUCAAUCGUCAAGGAGAACAGUUACCAGCUAAAGGAAACAAUAUAAAAAUAGGUGGCGGUUACGGUGUUGCUGGAACAGGGGGCAUGCCACGUUCCAUUCAGGAUCACAACAGGAGAAAACGUCAAGCUAAGGAACAGAUGACAGACAUUCCUACUCAGAAAGUAAUUCAGGUUGUUGCACCUGGAGACGUAGCAUUCAGUUUACCAAAUGAAGAGAAAGAGACUGUAGUAUACGCAACUAGGGCAGAUGGUGAGGGUAUUUGCAUGUCUGUACCCAGUUUCGCAGUUGGCUUAGUAUUCUUGUUGCUUUUACUUGCCAUAUCAACCCUGGUGGCAGGGUUUUUGUUCAUGAGGGUAAAACAUCUCACAGCAAAAGAAGACAAUUCGAUUUCUUACGACAACACAGAGUUUCUGAAGGUAGCUGUGCCUAUGGCCCAUUGAAGGGUAUAAAAAUACCUCCAUACUGUAGUGUGUUAGUCAAGCAAAUGAAUGACUUACUUUAUGCCUAUUCGUCUUAAUUCCAAGUGCUGCUCAACCCAGACCUUUGCCAGCAGCUUUAAUGAUGAAUAACAGACUGUUGAUUUACACAGAAUUACUGGCGAGAUAAAAGUGAAAUUGCACUUGGAUAUGUUUUUGGAACAGUGUAUGUCAUCUUCGCAGAACUCCAGCGGUUUUACCUAGUUCCUCGCUAUAUUUAUUGUUAUUUAUUAACACCGUAAAAUGGACUGAAUGAUGAAUGUUCGGUUGUAUUAAAGUUAUCUGUGAAUAUAAUCGUAUUUUAUAGAGAAAUUGUUAUAAAAUCUAAAAUAUUUGAGGACAAUGUACAUAAAAUACUAAUAUUUUGUAAGAUCUCUUUAUACGUCAUCGUGAGUUUCGCUUGGGAUGCUUUCCGUGGGGCCAUGUGAGAGGGAUUUAAGAGAAAAGGUGGGAAAUUCGCACAAUUUUUCAACAUAUUUUUCUUGCACCACGCCAGCUUUUAAACUAAUAUGUCUGGUUGCUUGUUACUAUUUUCUUAAUCUUUUAUAAAAUAUAUUUCUUAGCAACUGCUUUCCCUGUUAUCCGUUUUCUGAUAUCUAGGUUUUUGUUUACUUUCAACCGUUAUGGCAAGUUUUCCAAAUGCUGUUGAUGGCAUUUAUUGCACAAAUAUCCGAUUUGUGAUUUCAUAAAAUUUCUGUAAUAAAACUUACAAUUUCUUUAGAAGAAAGGUUAUGUCAAUUUUGUUUUUCAUUGAAAAUACUCAACGUUAACAAUACUCCUACUAUUCUAUUUAUUAAAAACUUUCAUGUAUUAAUAUUGCUUCACUAAUUAUAAUAUUCCUUCAGCUUACAUAUGACUAAUAAAUUAUUUAAAUAUAUAUUAAACCACGAAGGAUUUCAAAACUUUAAUCUUCAAGGCUAUGACUUUAAGACAGCUGAAUUAAUUUUUUUAUAAAAAAAAAUAUUCUAAUUCUUUAGUCUAAUUAAAAGAACUUAUCAAGUUUUUUUUUAUAUUUAAAUUUGUGAUUAGAGUUUAACUUAUUAUAGUUAAUUAUAAUUUAUUUUUUAAAUUAUCACAAAGAACAAAAGAGUUAUUUUAUUGAUAUACAUGUGUAGUUUGUUUUUGUUUUUAUAUUUGAUGUCUUGUUCUAUUGAGACGUACAAGUACCUCGGGAAAAAACGAGAACUUGUUUGUAAAUAUGUAUUUUGAAGUCGAUAUGUUAUAAAUAAAUCUGACUAAAUCA